This is a messenger RNA of Funneliformis caledonium, 2469 nucleotides long. The record is from the annotation of a GenBank genome assembly. Lineage: Eukaryota; Fungi; Glomeromycota; Glomeromycetes; Glomerales; Glomeraceae.
AUGGCGCCUGAUAUUCUUAUGGUACAACAUGUAUCUGAACGCAAUGUCGCAAAAUUGUCGGAGCCUGAAGAAAAAUUCCGAAUAGCUCUGCAAGAGGCUUUGAAAGUGGCCGAAGAACAAGACAUUGAAAUGGGAAUUUUCAACACAAAAUGUCUUCAUAUUCUUGAUGAAAGAAUUAAAAAAGGUCAGCUACUUAAACAAUUUCGACCAUUUAAAAAUGGUGCAACUGCUUAUGCCCCACCUUCAGAGCAAUAUCACGAGGAUGUUGUCAAUUUAUAUGAAUCUAUACUUGCUGAUUGUAAAAAUUCACGAAGAAAAAUUGAAUUUUCUGAAUGGAAUUCUUUAAUUCAAGGUUAUUGGCGAGCAGUCUCCCUUGAAAAUUUUGCUGUUCACUUCAAGAAUAUCAAAGAAAUUUAUGAAUUUAUUGAUCUUGGCAAACGAAUUACCAAGGUUAAAGAAGCCAUUAGCCGGGCGUUCCUAAAGCAUGAGGAAAAGAUUAUGCAAGAAAUUCGAUCUAAGCUUCAAAAUUGGUCUCCUGAUGACAGGGCAAACGAAAAUUCACGUCUCCGAAAUGAAUGUUUGAAGUUGAUUGAAUCGGGGCUAGAAGAUGUACUAAAUUGUGAUAAUAACUCCAAUUGUGAAGAAUGUAAAAAGGCAAAUAAAGAAAGGGUUGAACUGGAAGAUUACCUUAAGGAGAAAAAUAAUGAAAAAACUGAAACGGAAACUAAACAAACCAUUGAAAAUUAUAUCAAACUUAAUCGUCAAUCUGUAUCUGAUAAACUUACUCGAAUGCUUUCAGCUAUCAUUAUCCGAAAAGGUCUGUCAUCUGAAUCUCUUGAAAUAAUCAACAGGCAUUUAGAAGAUAUCAUAAGAAAUAUGCCAAGUAGAGGGUUUCCUGAUCAUGAGCGUAAACGAAAAAUUGAAGAAAUAUGGAAUGCACUGCGGUUUAACAUAUUAUCAAAAGAUAAGCCUAUACCGGUAGAGAGACUAAUAGAUGAAGACGUCAAUAAUAAUUACAAAACAUUGCCAGUUGAUCUUCAUUAUAAAUACAAAAAUGGAAUCUAUCCAGAUUUAUCUAAAUGUAAAGCAUAUAAACCGAUUAGUUAUAAUGCUUUAACUUCGCUCUCUCAAUGUUUGGAAAAGAAAGACGUCCAUGAUCUUCAAGGAAAACUUGAUAAUUUAGCUGAUCUAAUCUUCAAAGAUAGAACUUCUCAACAUUUUUAUCCUGGAAUUGUAAAUGAUCUCAAAAAAGUAAUAGAUAUGACAAUCGUCAAUUUUCAAAAACCUCGUAGCACUUUUUAUUCUGAUUUAAAAUGGAAUAUUCAUUUAUAUGCUUUGUUGAAGUUUAAACCAAAAAUGAAGAAAUUUCAAGACGACUGGGAAAAGGAAAAUAGUCCGCUUGGCAUACUUGAUCAAAAGAAAGAAGAGUACUUAAAGAUCAUUGAUACUCGGCUUCAAUAUGGACAUUCGCUUGUUUCUGAGGGUCAUAUUGUUGGGGACUAUUUAUUGAGAGUUAUUCAUAAAAAAGCAAUGAAGGCGGGGAACUCUGAACGUGUAAGAGCGGUCAGUGACAUAGCUUGGAUGACUAGUUCAGAAACAGUUAGACUCAAAUAUUUUGAGGAACUUGCCGAACAAGUUCAAAAAGGUGAUAAAGCAGCAGCUAUACGUCACUUUUCAAUUCCAGAAUAUUCUAUAAAAAAUUGGUUUAUACGUACCGUUAAUAGUAUUAAAAGUGGAAAUCCAGAACAAAAAUUCAAAGAGACAUUUAAUGCAGAAUUCGAACGAGCUCUUCAGGAAAUUCGUAACUGUAAAAAUUUUGAGGAAAUCAAAGUAUACGUAAAUAAUUAUAUGACACAAGUUGAUAAUGUGGACUAUAAGUUGGAUCUUAAGCAUAACCUAACUAAAGAUGGAAACUUAAAAUUAUUCCAACGUACAAUCGAGAAAGAGCUUGAAAAUAAAGGGAAUGGACGUUAUUCGAACCCCGAACCUUUUCAAGACCCAUCUGACGAUAAAUCAAUUAUGAAAAGACUCGGAUGUACGGAGGCAUGUCAUUGGUGCGGGGCUUUGUGCUGGGGAUCUCGAGACCAUCAUGAAAAUAGCGACACAACGAAAGUUCAUCAUACUAGCCAUCAACCCCGUGGUCUUACUGGAACAACACAUAGAGAUACAUGUGAGCUUAGGGCAAUGCCAUGUCAUAAAAUGACGGAUGAUUGGUAUGUGUGGUAUCAUGGUAAGGAGGAUGCAACUAUAUGGAGUGACGCAAUAGCUCGAGAUUUUUCGGAUUGGAAAUUCGAAGCUCACUGCAAUCAAAUUUUUAAUGACCUUAUGUGCUGGUUUUUUGAAAAGCUGCAUCAUGAUUUGGCAGCUAAAUGGGGUAGUAAACCAGCACCUUAUAGUGAAAUGAGAGAUCACGGUUGUCUAUCCUUGAAUUAUGAUAGUAUUAUUAGCACGAUCAGAACCAAAUUUUAA